This is a messenger RNA of Monopterus albus (swamp eel), 1642 nucleotides long. It is a transcript of the gene exosc3, whose product is annotated as exosome component 3. Gene Ontology annotation, cellular component: cytoplasmic exosome (RNase complex); nuclear exosome (RNase complex). Gene Ontology annotation, molecular function: RNA binding. Gene Ontology annotation, biological process: nuclear-transcribed mRNA catabolic process, deadenylation-dependent decay; poly(A)-dependent snoRNA 3'-end processing; U4 snRNA 3'-end processing. The record is from RefSeq and is a predicted model, not a curated record. Bases 312 to 1046 code for a protein of 244 amino acids. NCBI's taxonomy places the organism in Eukaryota, Metazoa, Chordata, Actinopteri, Synbranchiformes, Synbranchidae. The transcript is spliced from 4 exons.
GUCAGAUAAAUGCAGUAGUAACACUACAGACAGCUGUUCACUGGAUUAGACUGAUGAUGAUGAAGAUUGAUGAGGGCUCCUCCUACACACGCUACAUCCCAAAUAUAAAUAAGUGGGAGUAAAACUAUGAUAGAAGUCAGAGGUCAGAGCGCCGCCUGCCGCACACACGACGAGGAACCACGUUAGCAGCUGUGUAGUUCCUCCUGUCCGGCAGGGGGCGCCGUCCGCUGCAGUCCGCCGUUUCCGUUUCCUGUGCGUUGCACUUAUCCAACAUCCGCAUCCCAUGUGAGUGGAUCAGCUCCAGAAUAGCGAUGGUUUCUGGUUUAAAGGAGAAAGUCGGGGAGGUUCUGUUGCCGGGAGAUGAGUUCUGCUUUGAGGCCGAAGACACCAUCUCUCUAACGGAGCAGGUUAAACCGGAGAAGGUGGUGUGUGGUCCGGGUCUACGGCGCAGCGGAGACCGGCUGCUGGUGUGUAAAAGUGGCGUCCUGCGACACAAGCAGCCCAACACGUUCUGGAUCGAUUCACAACAGAGGAGGUACGUCCCCGUUAAAGGAGAGAGUGUCGUUGGCAUCGUGACCGCCAAGUCAGGGGACGUCUUCAAGGUGGACUUUGGAGGAAGUGAGCAGGCGUCUCUGUCCUACCUGGCGUUUGAGGGAGCUACCAAGAGGAACAGACCCAAUGUCCAGGUGGGCGACCUGGUCUUUGCUCAGUUCCUCAUAGCCAAUAAGGACAUGGAGCCGGAGCUGGUGUGUAUCGAUGGUUCAGGACGAGCCAAUGGGAUGGGAGUGUUGGCAGGAGGAGGGUUGCUCUUCAGGGUCUCUCUAGGCCUUGUCAGAAGGCUGCUGGCCCCCCACAGCAAGAUCGAGUCCGACCUGAAGCAGCUGUUCCCCUGUGAGCUGGUGGUGGGGAUGAACGGGCGGGUGUGGGUCCACUCCUGCAGCGUCCAGCAGACCCUGAUCAUCGCAAACCUGCUGCAGAGCUGUGACACCAUGACGGCCGCCCAGAGACGGGAGCUGUUCAGGAGGGUCCAGCAGGGGGUGCUGUAGACCACAUCAGAGCUGCACCUGGCUGGACUGAAGCUGUGCACACCAGCUCUGUACUGGAAACCUUGUCUGAUCUACACAUACCAAAGAAGCAGCUGAUGGCAGAGUCGCGUCUCCUCAGCAAAUCAUCUGGCCCCGACUCUGACCCCAUUUUAUGCACACGCAGAACCAGCUGGGUUUUUGGUAUGGAUCCUGUGGGACAUGGUCUUUGCUGGAUGUGUGCUGCACUGGAGUACACUGUGAUUUAUCACAGCACAGGUUGUCAGAGAUGAAACUCACUGACAUUAAAGGACAGGUUGUGGAUUUUUCAAGCUUGCUUAUUACACGCACGUGCCCAUAUGUACGUGAGAAGAUGUCUCCAUCACUUCAUUCGCCACGCUAACCCUGAAGUUUUCCACUCAGAAUAUCACUACGCUGUAAGAAAUGAGGGACAAAAUACACAACUCUUGUCCUGUGUGAAAACUCAUUCCCAAGUUCAUCUGAGGCCCAAAUGCAGCUUCAGACAAAUCAGACUUGUUCCACAGAAAGUUCCUUCCUGGUGACGGAGGGAUACGUUCAUGAGUAGGUCUUGUUAAUGGAACUCGUGUGCUACAAACCCA